UAAUUUUCAUUCAAGUAUAAAAGCAACAACUUCGUCACCGUAUUGCAUCAGUCCAAAAAAGAAACAGCUAACUAUGAAGAUCGCGUUGUUGUUGUUGGCAGUAUUCGUCUGCGUGCAGAUAGCGAUCGCAGGCGUGAGUAUAGAAGCUAGAAAGGAAGGGGAUGCGUCUGCAGAAAGCUCCGGAUCGAAGAGUUCCCAAGCGGAGAAAAAGGAAGAAGCAUCGCAAAGCUCCUCAGCUUCUAAAUCGUCAAAUGAAAAAGAAAGCGGGAAAAUUGGCGGAGGCGUAGAAAUCAGCGGAGGCUUAGAAAUCGGCGGAGGCUCAGAAAGCGGCGGAAAUUGGAAAAACGGUGGAAGCUCGGGUAGCAGCGAGAAAUGGAAAAACGGUGAAAGCUCGGAAAACGGCGGAAAAUGGAAUAACGGUGCAAGCUCGGAAAACGGCGAAAAAUGGAAUAACGGCGGAAAUUCGGACAGCGCAAAGUGGAAUAACGGUGGAAGUUCGGAAAACAAAGAAAAAUGGAAGAACGGUGGAAGCUCGGAAAACGGCGAAAAAUGGAAUAAUAACGGAAGCUGGAAGAACGGUGGAAGCUCGGGAAGCGACAAAAAUUGGAAGAACGGUGGAAGCUCGGGCAGCGGCGGAAAAUGGAAUAACGGUGGAAGCUCGGAAAACAGCGAGAAAUGGAAUAACGGUGGAAAUUCCGAAAGUGGCGAAAAUUGGAAUAACGGUGGGAACUCGGAAAGCGGCGGAAAAUGGAAUAACGGUGGAAGCUCGGGAAGUGGCGAAAAUUGGAAGAACGGCGGAAGCUCGGAGAGCGGCAAAAAUUGGAAGAACGGCGGAAGCUCUGAAAGCGACAAAAAUUGGAAGAACGGCGGAAGCUCUGAAAGCGACAAAAACUCGAAGAACGGCGGAAACUCUGAAAGCGACAAAAACUCGAAGAACGGCGGAAACUCUGAAAGCGACAAAAAUUCGAAGAACGGCGGAAGCUCUGAAAGCGACAAAAAUUCGAAAAACGGCGGAAGCUCUGAAAGCGACAAAAAUUCGAAGAACGGUGGAAGCUGGGAAAGCGGCAAAAAUUGGAAGAACGGUGGAAGCUGGGAAAGCGGCAAAAAUUGGAAGAACGGCGGAAGCUGGGAAAGCGACAAAAAUUGGAAGAACGGCGGAAGUUCCGAAAGCGACAAAAAUUCGAAGAACAGCGGAAGCUCUGAAAGCGACAAAAAUUCGAAGAACAGCGGAAGCUCUGAAAGCGACAAAAAUUCGAAGAACAGCGGAAGCUCUGAAAGCGACAAAAAUUCGAAGAACGGUGGAAGCUGGGAAAGCGGCAAAAAUUGGAAGAACGGUGGAAGCUGGGAAAGUGGCAAAAAUUGGAAGAACGGCGGAAGCUCAGAAAGCGACAAAAAUUGGAAGAACGGCGGAAGCUCUGAAAGCGACAAAAAUUCGAAGAACAGCGGAAGCUCUGAAAGCGACAAAAAUUCGAAGAACAGCGGAAGCUCUGAAAGCGACAAAAAUUCGAAGAACGGUGGAAGCUGGGAAAGCGGCAAAAAUUGGAAGAACGGCGGAAGCUGGGAAAGCGGCAAAAAUUGGAAGAACGGCGGAAGCUCAGAAAGCGGCAAAAAUUGGAAGAACGGCGGAAGCUCAGAAAGCGACAAAAAUUGGAAGAACGGCGGAAGCUCUGAAAGCGACAAAAAUUCGAAGAACAGCGGAAGCUCUGAAAGCGACAAAAAUUCGAAGAACAGCGGAAGCUCUGAAAGCGACAAAAAUUCGAAGAACAGCGGAAGCUCUGAAAGCGACAAAAAUUCGAAGAACGGUGGAAGCUGGGAAAGCGGCAAAAAUUCGAAGAACGGUGGAAGCUGGGAAAGCGGCAAAAAUUGGAAGAACGGCGGAAGCUCGGAGAGCAACGAGGGCUGGAAAAGCAGUGAAAAUGGAAAGAACGGCGAAAGCUCAAAAAACAGCGAAUCCUGGAAGAACAGCGAAAAGUCAAACAACGACGGCAGCUGGAAGAGCAGUGGAGAAUCAGAAAAGUGGAAGGAUGGUGAAGUAGUGGUGGAAGGCAGUAUUAGUAUAAACUGGUCAGAUAUCAAAGAGCAGGUUAGCAACAUUGCUACAUCCUUAGAGGAGGGUGGUAACCUCAAGGCUGUAUUGAAAGUAAAGAAAGGGGAAAAGAAAAUUUCAAGUUUGGAGGAAACCAAGGAAAAAGUCCAAGUAUUACUGAAAUGGAUUCAAGAAGGCAAAGAUACUAGCAGCCUAUUAGAUUUGAGAAAGGGUAGCAAGGAUAUUGCGUCGUUGAAAGAAAUCAGAGAAAACAUCCUUUUGAUCAUUAAGUUAGUGAAUGAAGGAAAAGACACUAGUGGUCUUUUAGAUUUAGCAACGAGUGGCAAAGUAAUUCUAGAAUUGCAAAGCGCCAUAGAAGAGGUUCUCGUAAAGUCAGAAAAGAUAACCAAAAUAUCUGAAUCUCUUUCCGGUUUACUAAAAAGCAAAACUGUCUCGGACACAAAACCGCUUCAAGCAGUAAUUCCUUUAGUCCUUGAAUUGCAAAAAACAAGCACUGACCUUAGUAUCUUAAACAAGUGGUCCGCCACUAGUGUAAGUUCUAUUGACAUAGAACGCGUCACGAAAACGGUUCCAGUACUCCUUCAAUCCAUGAAAGAAGGCACAGAUAUUCAGACCCUUUUGAGUGAGAAAGGUGCACAGAAACUUGGCAUUAGUGCUGUGGACUUGCAGGCUGUUCAAGGAGCUCUCGGCUUGGUUGGAAAGCUAAGUUCAGGUGGUGCGUUGAACCUAAAAGGCUUGUUGAACUUGAAAGGUGGCACUAGUGUGUUAAGUACAGGAAAGGUCGGAGGAUUAGUUCCUUUACCGAAACUUUAACAAAUAAAUCGAUAAAGGCAGAUAUACUCUCGGAAGAUUUUGUUUGGAAGUUGAAUAGUCCGCAAAAAAAUUAUUUCUGAUUAUUAUAAUUUAACCUAAAAUAUUAAAUAAAAUGGAGAAAUAUAUGAGAAAUAAGGUUGAAAUAUAUAAAUAAUAAGUUUUAAUUUAUACGUAAUGUGUUGGGAAGAAAUUUCUCUAAUAAUAGGUUGAAUUUAUAAUUUAUCGAUAUAUUGUAAACACGGAACUUGUACUUGUUCAAAGAAAG
This is a messenger RNA of Bombus pascuorum, 3125 nucleotides long. RefSeq lists its product as uncharacterized. NCBI's taxonomy places the organism in Eukaryota, Metazoa, Arthropoda, Insecta, Hymenoptera, Apidae. The coding region runs from base 74 to 2860 and encodes 928 amino acids. The transcript is spliced from 2 exons. The record is from RefSeq and is a predicted model, not a curated record.